AUAAUAAUUUUAGUAGUACUGUGAAUAAAUUGAAAUUAGAUAAUCUGGAAUUUUUUGAUAUAUCACCUGAAUUAAAUAAUAAAAAAGGAAUAUUAAUAGCUACAUAUGAACAAGGAAGUAAAGGAAAUCCAUCUAUUUUUAAAAUAUUCCAUAUUGAUAAUUUAAAUAAACAUAUAUAUUCAAAAAACUUUUUUAAUUCAGAUGAAAUAAAACUUAAGUGGAAUAAAAAUGGAAGUUCAUUAUUAUUACAAAUACAUACACAAGUAGACAAAGAAAAGCAAUCUUAUUAUGGUUCAAGCAAUUUAUAUUUUAUUGAUACAGUAACAUUAAAGGAUGUAAAUGUUAUGACAAAUAAAGGAUUAAUAUAUGAUACUAUAUGGUCAAAUAAUCAAAAUAAGUUUUAUGUAUGUAAAGGUGAAAUUCCAGCAGAAAUUGUUCUACAUGAUAAAAAUGGAAAUGUCUCACAUUCAUAUGGAAGACAUAAAUUUAAUACACUCAAAUUAAAUUAUAAUGAAAAAUUAUUAUUAACAGGAGGAUUUGGAAACUUAAGUGGAGAUAUAUCUAUUUGGAAUACCUCAACCAAAAAAGAAAUAACAAAAACGAAAUCAUCAUGUGCAGUCAUAUGUGAAUUUUUUAAUGAUGGUAAACAUUUCUUAACAGCUACAACACAUCCAAGAUUAAGAGUUGAUAAUAAUUUGAAAAUAUUUAAAUAUAAUGGUUUAAUUGUUAGUAGAAUUAAUUUUGAAGAAUUAUAUAAUGUCAUUAUUUUACCAUUUAAUAAAAUUAAAUUUCAAGAACCAGAGGAACCUAUAGAUAUCAAUUUAGAGCAUACUACUUUACAACCAUAUAUUAAUAAACAACUAGGUAUUGAUUCCAAAAAAACAGGUAUAUAUAGAGCACCAAGAUCUACAGGUCUAGUUAACUUAAAUGGAUAUCUAUCUUCAAAACUUCCAGAUAGGGAAAAAUCUUCUUUACCUCCUGGAUGUAAUUUUGUUAAUGAAAGCAAAAAUUAUAAUAAAAAGAAAAAAAAAAAAAGAAGUUCAAAAAGUAAACAAAAGAGAGAGACAUUCUAA
Messenger RNA from Plasmodium gaboni, 1073 nucleotides. RefSeq names its product putative eukaryotic translation initiation factor eIF2A. The annotation marks the transcript as partial. Gene Ontology annotation, biological process: translational initiation. The transcript has a single exon. Gene Ontology annotation, molecular function: tRNA binding; translation initiation factor activity; mRNA binding. NCBI's taxonomy places the organism in Eukaryota, Apicomplexa, Aconoidasida, Haemosporida, Plasmodiidae. Gene Ontology annotation, cellular component: cytosolic small ribosomal subunit. The record is from RefSeq and is a predicted model, not a curated record.